Messenger RNA from Cyprinus carpio (common carp), 2617 nucleotides. RefSeq names its product GTPase IMAP family member 8-like. The transcript has 5 exons. The coding region runs from base 346 to 1719 and encodes 457 amino acids. Lineage: Eukaryota; Metazoa; Chordata; Actinopteri; Cypriniformes; Cyprinidae. The record is from RefSeq and is a predicted model, not a curated record.
GACACUGAUUAGCGUGUUCAGGUGUGUUUGAUUAGGGUUGGAGAUAAACUCUGAAGGAAAGUGGCCUGGAAUGGCAAAGUUGGUCCAUCCCUUUUUCAUUUUAUUAAAUGCACAGUUUUAUAUUUCUCCUACUUUCAAUAUUAAAUUGAAAACAAAUGAAUGCAAAUUACAUGGACCUGGCUAGAGAUGCUGGAAGAGACUUCUACAGGACUUCAUGAGUGAAUUCAUACAAUGAUCAUGAGUAUUCAGAGCUAUAUUCACUGAAUGCAGAGCUUUAUAACCUUAUUUUAUGGGAUGUGAAUUACACAUGUGCAUUUUUGUCUUACAGCACUUGGCAUCUUUAAAAUGGAACAAACUGAAGGUUUAAAUGUGGUGCUUCUGGGAAAAACAAGAGCUGGGAAGAGUGCAUCAGGAAACACAAUCCUGGGACGAAAAGCUUUCCUCUCAAAGAAAAGCUCCAGAUCUGUCACUCGAGAUCUUGCUGUUGAAUCUGGAUCAGUUGGUAUCUUUCCAGUCACUGUUUAUGACACACCAGGAUUCACUGACACAGAUAUGAGUGAAGAUGAGAUUCAGAAGAUGAUAAAUGAAGAGGUUCUUCAGAGAUGUGAAUCAGGUCCCUGUGUGUUUCUGCUGGUCAUCAAAGCUGACCGAUUCACUGAAAAAGAGAGAGAAACUGUGGAGAAGAUCGAGAAACUGCUGGAAGUCGAGCGCCUGAAGAAAACCUGGAUCCUCUUCACCAGAGGAGAUGAACUGGAGGAUGAAAACAUGACUAUACAAGAAUUCAUCAAUGAAACUGAAGAGCUGAAGAACCUUGUUCAGAAAUAUGAUCAGAGAUACCACGUGUUCAACAACAAGACGAAAGGACAUACUGGACAAAUUCAAGAGCUUCUUAUAAAAAUAUUUAAGCCACACAUGAACAGUUUGGGUGAGUGUUUUAUACAAAUAUAUAUAAUUCCAUCUCUCAUCAGACGGCUUGUUCUUCUGGGUAAAAGUGGAGUUGGGAAGAGUGCAGCUGGAAACACAAUCCUGGGACGGAGAGAGUUCAUAUCUGUUCAGAGAAUGAAUUCAGUUACCCGUGAAUGUUCAGAAGCACACGCCACUGUUUCAGGCAGAUCUGUGUCUGUAGUAGAUACUCCUGGAUUCUUUGACACACAGAUGAGACCUGAAGAGUUAGCUGAGGAGAUAGCCAGAAGUGUGUAUUUAUCCAGUCCUGGACCACACGCUUUUCUCAUUGUGUUUCCUGUGAAUAUGAGAUUCACCGAAGAGGAGCAGAAGAUUCCUCAGAUGAUUGAGAUGAUGUUGGGUCAGGAGGUGUUUAAAUACUCCAUCAUUCUCUUCACUCAUGGAGAUCUGCUGGAAGAUGAGCCCAUAGAGGACCUCAUUAAGGAGAACAGGAGAUUAAGACAUCUAGUUCAGCAGUGUGGAGGCAGAUAUCACAUCUUCAACAACAGAGAUCUGAAUAACAGAGAGCAGGUGAAUGAUCUCCUGCAGAAGAUUGACUCAAUGAUAGAGCAGAAUGGAGGAGGACACUACAGUAACCAGAUGUACGAAGAUGCUCAGAGAUUCAGAAGAGAGGAAGAAGAGCAAAGAAAACAACAAGAGGAGAAACAAAUACAAGAGGAGAUUGAGAGAGUGAGAAAAGAGAUGGAGGAGAGAGUCAGAGCAGAGAUAAAGAGCAGAAGAGAGGAGAAACAAAAAGAGAACUGUGUCUGUAGUUGAUACUCCUGAGUUCUUCAGCACUUCCAUUAAAUGCUGAUGGGUGAAUGACUAAAAGAAGAGAAAGCCAUAGCAGAGGCAGACAGGAGCAGAGCUCUGCAUCAUUUAUCUUUCACACUGGAGACAGAGAGAGAUGAAGAAUAAAGACCAGGAGAGAGAGAGAAAGAUGAACGGAGGAGCAGUAAGAGAGCUGCUGAAGAACUACAGAGCAAUGCAGAAUAAAAGCGUGUCAUGCAGCAGAACAGCUGGAAAUGAACAGCUUCCUCCAGCGGAUGAGACACAAGAGAUCUGAGGCAGUCCGGUAGAACUCAAGUGUGCAGAAGGUGAGAGGAAACAGAUCUCAAGCUGAAAUAAGAUGCAGCUUCAUCCUGAGAAUCAGCUCUGAUCAGAUCUGAUGGGAAGGAAUCUCAAACGGUCAUCAGCCUGAGCUUUUCACAGUGUUUCUCAUCAACAUUACUGCAGUGUAACACAACCAGAGUCUGAGCGACUGAGAAGAUGCUUGUUUGAUCGCUGAUCUAAACACUGACCGCUGUCUGUUUUCUUGUUUUUAAUCAGAAUAAUGACUUACAUGUUUACAAGUGAACUUACUUGUUUAGUUUUAAUGGAUGAAGCUAAAAUAUCAAUGGUGUUAGCAAUAAUAGCAUUACUGUUAGCAUUUUUAUCAGGCUCCUAUAUUUAUGUUCAGUUAUUUCACUUAAUUGUGUAGAAAAGGACCUGUACAUUGAUAUUAGAGUAAAAUAACUGAACCUAAACAGAGGAGCAUGAUAAAAAUGCUCAUUUUAGAAGAACAACUGUGUUGUUUAGUACAUUUAAGAUAUUGUGAAAUUUUUUGUUUUAUUUAUUUUGUGAUUUUAUAUGUGUGUGUAUAUAGUUAGUAUUUAUUUUUAUAUAUAAACCCUUG